Messenger RNA from Nyctereutes procyonoides (raccoon dog), 1400 nucleotides. It is a transcript of the gene SPATA17, whose product is annotated as spermatogenesis associated 17. Lineage: Eukaryota; Metazoa; Chordata; Mammalia; Carnivora; Canidae. Gene Ontology annotation, cellular component: spindle pole. Gene Ontology annotation, biological process: spindle organization; establishment of meiotic spindle localization; mitotic cell cycle. Bases 124 to 1302 code for a protein of 392 amino acids. The transcript is spliced from 10 exons. The record is from RefSeq and is a predicted model, not a curated record. Gene Ontology annotation, molecular function: protein binding.
GAAUAAAAGUGGCGAAAGCGAGAAGUUGAACACCACCCCCCCCCGGGACGGGCUUUGUGGUUCAGUCCGGUUGCCGUGGAGACGGAGAGUAACAGCCGGGCCCGGCCGCUCGCCCCCGCGGCCAUGGCCACGCUGGCUCGGCUGCAAGCUCGGGCGACGUUCUUAGCGCAUCAGUACUACUUCAGGAGCAGUGUUGUAGAUUUAUUUAGGAAAAAGGAGUAUGAUGCAGCAGUUAAGAUCCAGAGCUGGUUUCGAGGAUGUCAAGUUCGGGCAUAUAUCAGGCAUUUACACAGAGUAGCAACUACUAUUCAAAAAUGGUGGAGAAGUUACUUAGGCAGACAACAGUAUCAAGUAGUUGUGAAGUUAGCAUCUUGUGCUAUGAAGAUGAAUCUCUACAACGCAAUGGCUGUCAGGAUUCAGAGGCGAUGGCGAGGCUAUAGGAUUCGGAAGUACUGCUUCAACUAUUUUUAUUUGAAGGAGUACCUGAGAGCUGUUUCAGAGACCAAUGAUGCAGUUAGGGAGGCACUCGAGGAGUUUGCAGAGAUGAAAGAAAGAGAAGAGAAGAAGGCCGACCUCGAAAGGGAGGAGAAGAAAAGAGAUUACCAAGCCCGAAAGAUGCAUUACCUCCUCAGCACGAAGCAGAUUCCAGGUAUAUACAAUUCGCCAUUCAGAAAAGAUCCUGAUCCAUGGGAGCUGAGGUUACAAAAAGCAAAGCCUUUAACAUGCCACAGGCCCAAAGUUAAGCAGAAGCGCUACAUCAGCCUUAGCAGUUGGCUGGCUUGUACGAGUGCCCGUUCCUUUCCUCGUUCGGAAAUUCUCCCACCCAUUGAUAGGAAACGAUGUCAGGGACCAUUCCGUGAUAUCACUGAAGUAUUGGAACAGCGCUACAAGCCUUUGGAGCCAACGUUGCGAGUGGCAGAACCAAUCCAUGAGUUAAAGGUGGCCAGAGAAGAGCUCCAAAGACAGGAAUGGAUGCGCAAUGUAAAUGACAAUAUGUUUUUGCCAUUUUCGUCCCAUCAUAAAAAUAAAAAGUACAUCCCAUUAAUGCAUUCAUCAAGCAAGUAUGGCCCCAACUCUUAUGGAAGUCAACAUUUUAGAGAUGAAAAUCCUAGGAAGUGGAUCUGUGACAAGCUCUUCAGUCUUGCAGUUGACUUCCUGCUCCUCAUGCAGAGAUCAACUAAAUUCUCAGAAACAGAUGGUGUUCCCUCUACCACCAACUUACCCUUCUGCAGUUCGGCAGUUGGCAAGGCCAGAUGGAUUAACAUCCUGGAAUUAAAUUUUUCACCAAAUUCUUUUAAGUAAGCAGACGUUUUAUUAAUAUGGACUUCUGGACAUGGAACAAUACCCAGAGAUGAUUGAUUGGAAAAUCUAAUUAAAGGCAACAAUGUGGAAGAACCGAA